This is a messenger RNA of Triticum urartu, 2153 nucleotides long. Its product is annotated as protein NRT1/ PTR FAMILY 6.3. Gene Ontology annotation, cellular component: membrane. Gene Ontology annotation, molecular function: transmembrane transporter activity. NCBI's taxonomy places the organism in Eukaryota, Viridiplantae, Streptophyta, Magnoliopsida, Poales, Poaceae. The record is from RefSeq and is a predicted model, not a curated record. Gene Ontology annotation, biological process: transmembrane transport; oligopeptide transport.
ACCACCACCUUCCCUUCGAGCUCGAGCCUAGCUAUAGCGCGCGCCACCUGUCCCGGCUGCUGGUGCUGGGUUGAUCCUGCGCCAUUCCGGCAGCAAGCGCGCGAGAGAGGGACUAGCCCUAGCUUGGUGACCAUGGGCUCGGUGCUGCCGGAGAUCGCCGCGGAGGGCAAGGGCAUCCUCACGGACGCCUGGGACAGCAAGGGCCGUCCCGCGGCCCGCUCCACCACCGGCGGGUGGGGAUGCGCUGCCAUGAUCCUAGGCGCGGAGCUGUUCGAGCGGAUGACGACGCUGGGCAUCGCGGUGAACCUGGUGCCGUACAUGACCGGCACCAUGCACCUCGGCAGCGCCGCAGCCGCCAACACAGUCACCAACUUCAUCGGCACCUCCUUCAUGCUCUGCCUCCUCGGCGGCUUCGUCGCCGACACCUACCUCGGCCGCUACCUCACCAUCGCCGUCUUCUCCGCCGUCCAAGCCACCGGUGUGAUGGUACUGACAAUCUCAACGGUUGCGCCGGGGCUGCGCCCGUCGACGUGCGGGGACGCGACGGGGCAGAGCCCCGACUGCGUUCCGGCGAACGGCACGCAGCUCGGGGUGCUGUACCUGGGGCUGUACAUGACGGCGCUGGGGACAGGCGGGCUCAAGUCGAGCGUGUCCGGGUUCGGGUCGGACCAGUUCGACGAGUCCGACGACGGCGAGCGCAAGAAGAUGAUGCGCUUCUUCAACUGGUUCUACUUCUUCGUCAGCAUCGGCGCGCUGCUCGCCGUCACCGUGCUGGUGUACGUGCAGGACAACAUCGGCCGCCGCUGGGGAUACGGCAUCUGCGCCGUCGGCAUCCUCUGCGGGCUCGGCGUGUUCCUGUGCGGCACCAAGAUGUACCGGUUCAAGAAGCUCGUCGGGAGCCCGCUGACACAGGUCGCCGCCGUGACGACCGCCGCGUGGAGCAAGCGCACCUUGCCGCUUCCGUCCGACCCGAGCAUGCUCUACGACGUCGACGAUGCGGCCGCCGCCGGUGAGGACCUCAAGGGCAAGCAGAAGCUGCCCCACAGCAAGGAAUGCCGAUUCCUAGACCAUGCGGCCAUCAUCGACCGGGCAGAGGCGGCGUCGCCGGCGGAGGCGAGCAAGUGGGCGCUGUGCACGCGGACGGACGUGGAGGAGGUGAAGCAGGUGGUGCGCAUGCUGCCGAUCUGGGCGACCACCAUCAUGUUCUGGACCAUCCACGCGCAGAUGACCACCUUCGCCGUCGAGCAGGCCUCCCUCAUGGACCGCGGCAUCGGCGGCUCGGGGUUCCUCAUCCCAGCGGGCUCCCUCACCGUCUUUCUCAUCGGCUCCAUCCUCCUCACCGUGCCCCUCUACGACCGCCUCAUCGCGCCCGUGGCCCGCCGCAUCACGGGCAAUCCGCACGGCCUCUCCCCGCUCCAGCGCGUCUUCGUCGGCCUCUUCCUAUCCAUCGUCGGCAUGGCCGCGGCGGCGAUCGUCGAGCGCCACCGCCUCACGUCGUCCACUCACGGGGUCACGCUCACGGUGUUCCUGCUCAUGCCGCAGUUUCUGCUCGUCGGCGCCGGCGAGGCGUUCACGUACAUGGGCCAGCUAGACUUCUUCCUGCGAGAGUGCCCCAAGGGGAUGAAGACCAUGAGCACGGGGCUAUUCCUCAGCACCUGCGCGCUCGGCUUCUUCUUCAGCACGGUCACAGUAACCAUCGUGCACAAGGUCACCGGCCACGGGCCACGGGGCAGCGGCGGCUGGCUCGCCGACAACCUCGACCAGGGGAGGCUCGACUACUUCUACUGGUUGCUCGCCGUCAUGAGCGCCAUCAAUAUCAUCUUUUUCACGAUGGCGGCAAGGGGCUACGUGUACAAGGAGAAGCGCUUGGCCGAUGCCGGCAUCGAGCUCGCCGACGAGGAGGCCAUGAUCGUCGGUCACUGAUCGAUGCAUGCUACUUGCGGUUCUUCUUUUUCUCGCUUCUCUGGUGUGUAUUGACUUGUUUUUGUGUGUAUUCGGUGGCGUAUGCAUAAUGUAUAUUGGCAAGGUAACCAUACAUACAGUUUGUUUGUACAUGUGGGUACGUUUUCUUUUCCUUUCAUUAAACGGGUUUGCUAUUUCUCAAUAGACUGAGAAAUAGGUAUAGCUCAAUCGAUGCUAUAGCCUUCAGAUUA